Molecule: messenger RNA, 1383 nt
Organism: Aspergillus alliaceus
Lineage: Eukaryota; Fungi; Ascomycota; Eurotiomycetes; Eurotiales; Aspergillaceae
Exons: 1
Coding region: 1-1383 (460 amino acids)
Cellular component (GO): nucleus
Source: RefSeq, a predicted model, not a curated record
AUGCCCAGGCUCGAAAGUGAGGAUAGUGGUGACCGAUCCUUAACACCCCGCCUGGUGCAAAAAGUGAUGUUGCAGCCAGGGGUUGCUUAUUUCUUCCCUGAUCACGGAUCUCAGGGAACCCUGGUGUCUGUCUGUAUCCAAGCCACUUCUGUGCUGCCAGACGUCGCAACCGAAGGGAGACUGGGCUUUGGCGACGUAUGGGCGGAAUGUAUCUUUUCAUAUCUGGGUUUCACAGGCUCCAUGCACAAGUACAUGUUGAGUGCCUAUGCUCCUUCUCAGCAUAUGCCACAGGGUACUGUUAUCCGUGUUCCGCUAUGGUUCAAACCUAGUCAGUCUGCAGCCAGUGCACAAACAGCUGUUUACGUGGGAUUAUUCACCUACCAAACAGAAGUGUCUGGCGUGGAAGACAUUAGUGAAGAAGUCCAGCCGCAACAAGACAAGGAGUAUAGGACGCUCUCCCAGGCAGAACAACUAUCGCCAGACAUAGCAGCAAUUGAGCCAAUCGGAUUUUGCAUUCCUGACGAGGACUGUGCAUUGCGGGAGACGGCAAAGCCACAUGAAUAUCGAGUAUAUGGAGACCAAGGCUCAUGUCUGGCGACACAGAUCUUCGCAUAUAACCAUGACACUGGAAGGAAACCGUCGCACAAUCCCCUCGCUAAAGCUGCUGGGGGCUUAAUGCAGGUUGACGAGAGCGAACCCAUCGAUUUUCAUCAGGGACUGGGGCCAUGUGCAGUGGCCCCUUUGGCAUCAAUGAGGCACCUAAUAUCUUUGAAAAAACAAGGGUUCUCAGUUAUCAACCUGACAACUGGCUGGACAAAAGAAGAGACCUCUUGCAGACGGCGAAUUGUAAAAUUUCGCAAUCAGCAUCGUGGCCCAAACCAUAUCAAUAUCUGCGCCGAACCGGUAUUUAACACUGGACAGUCAUACAACGUAGGUUGUAUCAGCUGCAUAUACUGGCCGUCCACAAAUCAAUUCUUUAUCACCAGCACGGACAUUAUACGUCUUCUGGAAGUCCUUCUGCAGAAGAGCAUUCCGACAAUCGAGAAAAAUCGAAUCCGCCAGAAUCUGCAGCGACUCCACCCCUGGGUAGUCUCAAAGUACGAUCCAGAAACCUGCCAAUUUGCUCAAUGGAUCUUUGAGUUCCGAAAUCCAGAAGUACUCAAAGUUCGUAAGAGUGUCAGGCUCUUUCGAUGGUGCGACCUGCCAGCCGCCUUGGUCAGUAUUCUACAUCAAUACGGCUUGGAAGCCAGAUUCUUAGACAGCGGGUCCAGAAUUCACGCCAAUCAAAACAAAUGCCAGAAUGCUCUGAAUGCUAUUGCUGUUCCUAGCCAAUGUCCCUCUUUACUGUGCUGGCAGAGUUCUCCCGGGCGUACUCAGCCAUAA